GAACUGCUGCUGAGGAGACGGCUGGAGAUGUGGGCCGUGCCAAAGAGAUGGAUGAGACUGUUGCUGAGUUCAUCAGGAGGACCAUCUUGAAAAUCCCCAUGUAUGAAAUGGUGACAAUCCUCAAAGCCUGGGAUUUUUUGUCUGAAAACCAGCUGCAGACUGUGAACUUGCGGCAGAGAAAGGAAUGUCUGGCUCAGGACUUGAUUCUGCUAUGUGAGGAGAAGCGUGCAAGUGCCAGUGAAGUGGCCCUUUUAGACAUCGUGUAUACUCAAGUUCAUCGGCACCAGAAACUUUGGGAUGUUUUUCAGAUGAGUAAAAGAACAGAUGAAGAUGUUGACCUUUUUGAUAUGGAACAAUUCAAAAGUUCAUUUAAGAAGAUUCUUCAGAGAGCAUUAAAAAAUGUGAUGGUCAGCUUCAAAGACACUGAGGAUAAAGCAGUCUGGAUUCGAGUUGCCUGGGGAACACAGAACUCAAAGCCAAACCAGUACAAACCUACUUAUGUGGUGUAUCAUCCCCAGACUCCGUAUGCCUUCAUGUCUUCCUGCAGCCUGAAGAGCACUGUACCCCUUCUGGGUCAGGCACUGAUGGUUGCUAGCAAGCACCAUCAGAUUGUGAAAAUGGACCUGAGAAGCCGACACCUGGACUCUCUCAAGGCUAUUGUUUUUAAACAGUAUAACCAGACGUUUGAAAAUCACAGCUCUACAAUACCUCUACAAGAAAGAAACCUUGGACUAAAUAUAAGUAUGUUGGAUUCCAGGAUCAUUCACGAAAACACAAUAGAAAAAGAGAGAGUCCAAAGAAUAACUCAAGAGACUUUUGGAGACUAUCCUCAACCACAACUAGAAUUUGCACAAUAUAAGCUUGAGACAAAGUUCAAAAGUGACGUCCAUGGGGGCAUCUUGGCUGAGAGGGAAGAGCCCCUGAGGUGCCUGGUGAAGUUCUCCAGCCCACAUCUUCUGGAAGCACUGAAAUCCUUGGCUCCGGCUGGUGUAGCAGACGCACCACUUUCACCAUUGCUCACUUGCAUACCCAGCAAGGGAAAGAAUUAUUUUAAAAUUAGAGAUAAAUAA
Messenger RNA from Castor canadensis (American beaver), 1070 nucleotides. The record is from RefSeq and is a predicted model, not a curated record. Lineage: Eukaryota; Metazoa; Chordata; Mammalia; Rodentia; Castoridae.